AUGUCUGAACCCGAUUCCAAGCGUCUCAAGACUACCGGCGACGAGCCCGAGUACGAGCUGGUCUACUGGCCCGGCAUCCCCGGCCGCGGCGAGUUCGUGCGGCUGCUGUUCGAGGAGGCCGGCGUCGCCUACGCCGACCCCGCGCGCACCUCGCCCGACAAGGCCGUGGCCCAGGUCCUCGCCGCCACCGAUGCCGGCGCCAACCCGCCCGUGCUCGCGGUGCCGGUCCUCAAGCACGGCGCCGUCACGCUCAGCCAGACGCCCAGCAUCCUGCUGUACCUGGCGACGCGGCUCGGGCUGGCGCCGGCGGCGACGGAGACGGCGUUUUACCACCUGAACCAGGCGUGCCUGACCAUCCUGGACGGCUUCUGCACCGAGGUCCAUGAGACGCACCACCCGGUCGCCACGUCUCUGCACUACGAGGAACAGAAGCCCGAGGCGAAGAAGCGUGCAAAGGCGUUCAUAGAGGAGCGUGCGCCCAAGUUCCUAGCCUACGUGCAGCGCCUUGUCGACUCCGGCGAUGGCCCUUGGCUGCACGGUGACAGCCUGACAUACGUCGACCUCGUUCUCUUCCAGUGCAUCGAUGGCACGUCGUACGCGUUUCCAAAGACCAUGGCGCAGCUCAAGGCGUCGGGCAAGUAUGACGGCGUCUUCAAGCAUUACGAGGCCGUCAAGGAGCGGCCGAAUAUCAAGGCCUACCUGGCCAGCGAGCGACGCGCCAAGUACGGCGACGGCAUCUGGCGACACUAUCCGGAGCUCGAGGAUACGAUUGAGGUGGAGGUGACGGUGAACGAAUAG
Cordyceps fumosorosea ARSEF 2679 is the source of this 798-nucleotide messenger RNA. Its product is annotated as Glutathione S-transferase, protein. Gene Ontology annotation, molecular function: glutathione transferase activity. NCBI's taxonomy places the organism in Eukaryota, Fungi, Ascomycota, Sordariomycetes, Hypocreales, Cordycipitaceae. The transcript is spliced from 2 exons. The record is from RefSeq and is a predicted model, not a curated record. The coding region runs from base 1 to 798 and encodes 265 amino acids. Gene Ontology annotation, biological process: glutathione metabolic process.